ACACGAGAGGCAUUUUAAGGAACAGCACGACUAGUAACUCCAUCUGACUGAUCUUUUCUAAAUGAUGCUGUGUCUUUUGCUGGGAUUGAUGAAGCCUGCUAGACGGUGGGUUCUGCUUUUCUUUGUACUUUGGGCGACAUGGGAAACGGCUUUGUCUGUGACGCGCUAUUCUAUACCGGAGGAGAUGGAGCGCGGGUCUGUCGUUGCAAAUCUGGCUGCUGAUUUGGGUCUGGAUGUUAGUGAACUGGCACAGAGAGAGGUAAAACUUGAUAUUUUCCAUAACAAAAAAUAUCUUGAUGUUAAUAAAAGGACUGGCGAGCUAUUUAUUGUUGAAAAAAUGGACAGGGAAACUCUGUGCCCAACAAAAACUAUAACGUGCUUCUUAAAAUUAGACCUAAUAAUUGAAAGCCCAUUGCGUAUGUUCAAUAUUGAAUUGGGCAUCACAGACAUUAACGAUAACGCUCCUCAUUUCCGAAGAGACAGGAUUGAAUUAGAUGUCUCAGAGUCCGCGUCACCGGGAGAAAGAUUCUCUUUGCCCAAUGCGUUUGACCCAGACGUUGGUGCCAAUACAGUCAAGACCUAUAAAUUAAGUGAAAGUGAACAUUUCACUGUUGAUAUACAUUCUGGAAGCGAUGGUACAAAAUAUGUCGAUUUGGUCCUCAUGAAGGCUUUAGACAGAGAAGAGAAGGCUGUUCAUAAUCUGAUUCUCACUGCAAUUGAUGGCGGAGUCCCUGCGCGCUCUGGCACAGCUAAUAUUAUUGUGCGCGUGCAAGAUACAAAUGACAACGCCCCUCAGUUUGAUCAGGCAGUUUACUCUCUGAAUAUGAGCGAAAAUUCUCCAGCUGGCACUGUUGUUAUUAAAUUAAACGCUACUGAUGCUGAUGAAGGCCCAAACGCUGACCUUACAUACUCAUUUACGCUUUAUACUUCUGAAAAAACGCAGGAGAUGUUCUCGUUGAAUUCAAAUACUGGCGAAAUAGCAGUUAAGGGCACAAUUGAUUAUGAAGAUAUGAAAAUAUUUGAAAUGUUCGUUGAGGCUAAAGACAAUGGCCCCGUUCCGCUCUCCGGUCAAUGCAGAGUGACUGUGUACGUUAAAGAUAUGAACGAUAACUAUCCCGAGAUAACCAUAAAAUCCCUUAAGAACACCGUGGACGAAAACAUCCCAGUCGGCUCUGUUAUAGCUCUGGUGGGUGUUAGUGACAGAGACACUGAAGAUAACGGUAAAGUAAAUCUUACAAUGAACAAGUCCUUACCGUUUAUUUUAAACAAGUCCUCUGACUACCUGUACGAGUUAUUGGUGUCAGAAACGUUAGAUCGUGAAAAGGUCCCAGAAUAUGAGAUCAUGCUGGUUGUGACCGAUGAAGGGAAUCCUCCCUUAUCUGAUAAUGAAACUAUAACGGUGCAUUUACUAGAUGUCAAUGAUAACGCACCGCAGUUCCCGCAGACAUUCUACACGAUACCUGUUAUGGAGAAUAACGCGCCUGGAGCUUCACUGAGCUCUUUAACUGCUGUAGACCCAGAUCUCCAUGAAAAUCAGUAUCUAGUUUAUUUUAUAAUAGAGAAGGAAAUAGUGAACACCUCCAUGUCCAUGUUGUUCUCCAUUAACCCAGAGAACGGUAAUCUUUACGCGCUAAAGACCUUUGACUAUGAGAUGGAGAAGGAGUUUCUUUUCCACAUCGAGGCCAGAGACUCUGGUGUUCCUCCGCUCAGCAGUAACGUGACCGUUCACAUUAUUAUCAUGGAUCAGAACGACAACACACCGCUUAUAGUGUCUCCAUGGCGCGCGCACGGCUCGGAGGUGAAGGAAAAGAUCCCGAGAUCCACAGAUAAAGGAACUCUGAUAGCCAAAGUCAUCGCCAUAGACUCUGACUCAGUGCACAACUCUCGAAUCACGUACCAGUUCCUCCAGAACACCGACGCCACGUUAUUCAGCUUGGAUCAAUACAACGGAGAGAUCCGGACCAUGAGAAUGUUCAGUUACAGAGACUCGCGAGACCAGCGGCUGGUGGUGAUCGCCAAAGACAACGGAGAGCCCGCGCUCUCUGCUACAGUCACCAUCAAACUGUCCACGGUGGAGACCGCCCUCAAAACCUAUACUGAGGUGCCUUUGGAAUAUGACAUCUUCUCAGAUCUAAACCUGUAUCUGGUGAUCGGCCUGGGCUCUGUCUCAUUUCUUUUACUCAUCACUAUACUGGUGACCAUCGUGCUGAAGUGUCAGAAAGCGAAGCCCAGCAAAGCGGCUCCUCCGUGCAGGAACAGUGUGAUCAGCGAGAGGAACUCGACCAUCGCGGAUUCCACUCUGGUCUCCAACGAUGCCUACUGGUACAGUUUAUUUCUAGCAGAGACGAGGAAAGGAAAGCUGGUGGUCAGACAGCCUGCGCCAAAGGGAGCGAGAUACAUCGUGUCCAGUUUACCGAGGAGCACAGGAGUGACCGAGACCAGCGACUCAGCCGCAUCUACUCUACAGGUAAGCAAAUAA
Molecule: messenger RNA, 2479 nt
Organism: Rhinichthys klamathensis goyatoka
Lineage: Eukaryota; Metazoa; Chordata; Actinopteri; Cypriniformes; Leuciscidae
Gene: pcdh2a1
Product: protocadherin b
Exons: 1
Coding region: 62-2479 (805 amino acids)
Biological process (GO): homophilic cell-cell adhesion
Cellular component (GO): plasma membrane
Molecular function (GO): calcium ion binding
Source: RefSeq, a predicted model, not a curated record